GGGUCGUUAUUUGCAUUUUUUUGAUCUCUGCUGCUUCUGCUCUUUCUCUUUCUCUAUCUCUCUCUCUUCUGGGUCUCUGUGGAGCCGAAGCGCAGUGGUCUAUCUCACACACACUCUCUCUCUGUCUGUCUUUCUUUCUUUCUAUGAAUACUUUUUAGCAGAAUCGUCAGUGACAGUAGUAGCAGCAGCGGCAGAAGCUGUUGUAGUAAGAGAAGGAAAACCAAAAAGAAAAAUCACAAGAUCUCACUUACUCUCUCUCUUCUCUCACUCUAUCUCAGAAGAAUUUCAGAGUCCCCACUAAACGCAGUAGGAUAGAUUGAUAGAUUUUUAAGAUUGGACUUUCUUUUACUUUUUUUUUUUUUAAUUUUUGAAUUUUGAUUUUUUUUUCGGUUUUAGAUAAAUAGGAACAUUGGAUUUAUUAGCAGAAGCAGCAGUUGUGGCUACUACAAGGAGGUUACCUUCCGAUUCUGGAGCUUUUGCAGACUGGGUGGCUUCGUCCUCUACCACCGGUCGCGCCGACGACCUUUCCCUUGGUUUCAAUGCCGGGGCGGCCGGAGGAGGACACGGAAGCGCCACUGCAACUGGUGGUGGUGGUGGUGGACCUGGUGCCGGGUGGUCGUCUUCGACUCGGCAGAUUAGUUAUGGGCUCCCGCCGGAGAUGGGUAUGGUGGGUCUGCGUGACGUUCUUGUUGUUGCUCCGGCUUCGUCUUUCCAUCACAACCAACAACACGAGCCUAUCCUCUCCGACCACCACCACCAAAUUAACAAUUCGAAUGCCGCUACGGCUCUUGGAGUGGGCGUCGGUGUCGGCGUUAUUCCUCUCCUUACUGCAGCUCCUUGUCUCGCCCCAGCUAAUGUUGGAAUCGACGAUGGAGAUAAUAUGAACAAUCGUAAUAGAGGUUGUGGAAUUAACUUGUGGCAGAACCAGCAACCUCACCACGGGAAUUAUCUCAAGAAACCCAUGCUGAUUGAUCACAACAAUUCUGAGAAUUUGCUUAACAGUAGCAACAGCGGUGGUUGUGGCGCCGCUGGCAGCGGUGGGCUUGGUGGGACUACAACGACUUCCACGGCGACGACGUGCCAAGACUGUGGAAACCAGGCCAAGAAAGAUUGCAGCCAUCGCCGGUGCAGGACUUGUUGCAAAAGUCGUGGCUUUGAUUGCUCUACUCAUGUUAAGAGCACAUGGGUCCCCGCCGCUCGACGACGUGAACGUCAGCUCUCGGCCACUGCGGCUGCCGCUGCAGCUGGAUCUUCUGUCUCUACUUCUGCUGUUAAGAAGCCUAGGCUCAUCUCUUCGCAAACUACGACGGCUUCUCAUACUUCAACAUCAAAUACAACUCCUCCCAGAAGCUUUGAUACCAGCUCUAGUCAUCAAGAUGCAAGCUUUCGGGAAACAUUGCCAGGGCAAAUCCGUGCACCGGCAGUCUUCAAGUGUGUUCGCGUGACUGCCGUCGAGGACGGAGAAGACGAGUAUGCUUACCAGGCGAUCGUAAAGAUUGGUGGGCAUGUAUUCAAGGGUUUCUUAUACGAUCAAGGUGUUGAUGGGAGAGAUGGGUUUCCGAAUAUCUCAGAAUUGCAUUUAGGGGGUGGGAGGAACGGUAAUUCGUCGUCUCCUAAUAUGCUCGACCCGUCUGAUGUCUAUGCCGCCUCCGGCGGUGGAUUGCUUGGAGGUACGGCCUAUGGUAACCCAAUAAAUUGAAUUCUCUUCCGGGAUGAUGUACCCGGUGGCAGAUUUCAGGGCUCUCGGUGGUGACCGACAAUGCCGUCGGGUUCUCUUAUUCAUCUACUGAUAAUGAAUACCAGGCUCUCAGUAGAUUGUUCUUGUAAUCUAUGUAUCCCUUCUAACUGUUAUGGUUCUAUUGUUUUCAUCUUCUCUAUUGAUUUCUUUCUCUUUCUCUUUCUCUUUCUCUUUCCUUCUCAAUUCUCAUUUUAUACCAAGAAUCCUCACUUUGCCCAACAAGGUAGAGCAGCUACUAUAUUUCAACAAUGCAAGAAAUGCCAUUCGAGUCGGGCUUGUGAAAUCUCCCAACAAAAAACUGUUGUGUGCUAUACAUUUCUACUAUAUUUUUGUUACUUCCCCUUUUUGUCA
Nelumbo nucifera (sacred lotus) is the source of this 2089-nucleotide messenger RNA. Its product is annotated as protein LATERAL ROOT PRIMORDIUM 1-like. NCBI's taxonomy places the organism in Eukaryota, Viridiplantae, Streptophyta, Magnoliopsida, Proteales, Nelumbonaceae. The record is from RefSeq and is a predicted model, not a curated record. Gene Ontology annotation, biological process: positive regulation of DNA-templated transcription. Gene Ontology annotation, cellular component: nucleus. Gene Ontology annotation, molecular function: DNA-binding transcription factor activity; DNA binding.